GAUAAGUUCGUCCCAUUACCACACAGACCAAGCAACUAUAAAUUAAGUUAUGACAUUGACCCUCACAACAUGACGGUGGUUCCGGAAGAAUAUCCAUCAAAGGAUGGUUUUGAAAACAAUAGACAGCUCAAUGCAAUUGCAAGAGCAAUACUACUUGACGCAAGCUUGGUUCAUUUAUGGAAAGAAAUUGGUUACACAGAGAUAUGUGAUGAUACCAAUGAUCUUGUCAUGUCAGGAGCAUUACUCAUCCUUUUUCCUCCAUCCUCACCAUCCGGAUGGUUUUUUCCUACUCCUGAAAAUGUAACGAACCGCCUUACCAAGCUCAUCGAACUAGGGUUUAAGCUCACCGAUAAGACCAUAGUGGACACCCUACAAAUGUAUGAAAAUCAGUUGGAUGAUUACGGGAACAUAUUUUGGAAUGUUUUCACCACAAUUCGAAGUGGGGAAUCAAGUGUUUCAUUU
Messenger RNA from Funneliformis mosseae, 462 nucleotides. Lineage: Eukaryota; Fungi; Glomeromycota; Glomeromycetes; Glomerales; Glomeraceae. The record is from the annotation of a GenBank genome assembly.